Messenger RNA from Amaranthus tricolor (Joseph's coat), 2481 nucleotides. Its product is annotated as pyruvate kinase isozyme G, chloroplastic. Gene Ontology annotation, molecular function: pyruvate kinase activity; potassium ion binding; magnesium ion binding. NCBI's taxonomy places the organism in Eukaryota, Viridiplantae, Streptophyta, Magnoliopsida, Caryophyllales, Amaranthaceae. Bases 252 to 1970 code for a protein of 572 amino acids. Gene Ontology annotation, cellular component: chloroplast stroma; cytoplasm. The record is from RefSeq and is a predicted model, not a curated record. The transcript has 12 exons. Gene Ontology annotation, biological process: glycolytic process.
ACAUCACACAUUGAGUCAAUGUCAAAGACACAAGACAAAACAAAGUAGGAGUAACCCACUCACCAAAACCCUUAUUAAUCCUUGUCACCAAGAUCAUCAACAAACAAUCAAACAUAGUAGUACUAGUAUCAAUUAUCAUUACACUAUUUCUUCGAUACUAUCGAAACAAACACAAAAAUCCCAUUUCAUAUCUAUCUUUUACUUCUCCAUUCCUCCAUCUUCACUCUCCAAGAACACAGCUUCUUCCAUCAAUGGCGGCCUGUUCUCAAGCAAUCCUCCAUGGGGCAGUACACAACAUUCUUUCUCCCAAAUCUGAAUCUUUAAGCUCCUUCAAACUCCCUCAUCACAAACUCCGCCAUUAUAGAGGAACUUACAGUUCUUUUGCUUCUCGCCGCGGCAUCUUAUAUGUUUCUGCCAAAAGGGCUGCUCCCCUUGAGCUUCUUCCUGUUUCUCCUGAUGAUGACACCCAGGGACAGGAGCAUUUUGAAUAUCUAAGUGGGCUUCAUGUUGGGGAAGCAACCAAUGGUGUGUGGUCGAAGCCGAUUGUAGGAAGGAAAACUAAGAUUGUUUGCACCAUUGGUCCGUCCACCAAUACGCGUGAAAUGAUAUGGAAGCUUGCUGAAGCUGGGAUGAAUGUAGCUCGACUCAAUAUGUCUCAUGGAGAUCAUUCUUCUCAUAAGAAAGUUAUUGACUUGGUCAAAGAGUAUAAUGCUCAAUCUAAGGACAAUGUCAUUGCCAUCAUGCUCGAUACAAAGGGGCCUGAGGUGAGGAGUGGUGAUUUACCACAACCAAUUAACUUAGUAAGUGGUCAAGAAUUCACUUUCACGAUCCAAAGAGGAGUUGGCACGACAGAUUGUGUCAGUGUUAACUAUGACGAUUUUGUGAAUGAUGUAGAAGUUGGUGAUAUGCUUCUUGUCGAUGGUGGUAUGAUGUCAUUACUUGUGAAAUCGAAGACUGAAGAUUCGGUGAAGUGUGAAGUUGUUGAUGGGGGAGAGCUUAAAUCUAGGCGGCACCUUAAUGUCCGGGGAAAAAGUGCUACAUUGCCAUCUAUUACUGAAAAGGACUGGGAUGACAUCAAGUUUGGCGUUGACAAUGGCGUUGAUUUUUAUGCCGUCUCAUUUGUCAAAGACGCAGCUGUUGUUCAUGAAUUGAAGGAUUAUCUAAAAAGUUGUAAAGCCGACAUCCAUGUCAUUGUAAAAAUUGAGAGUGCCGACUCAAUCCCAAACUUGCAUUCAAUUAUCACUGCUGCUGACGGGGCUAUGGUUGCAAGAGGAGAUCUCGGUGCCGAGCUUCCCAUUGAGGAAGUUCCACUUCUACAGGAAGAGAUUAUACGACUGUGCCGCAGCAUGGGAAAAGCUGUGAUUGUGGCAACAAACAUGCUAGAGAGCAUGAUUGUUCACCCAACACCAACACGAGCCGAGGUUUCUGAUAUUGCCAUUGCCGUUCGAGAGGGUGCUGAUUCUGUUAUGCUUUCUGGGGAAACGGCUCAUGGGAAAUUUCCCCUCAAAGCUGUCAAGGUUAUGCACACUGUUUCCUUGAGAACUGAAGCGACCAUGGUUGGUGCUAUUGCUCAAACAUCGCAUAGUCUUGGUCAAGUAUUCAAGAACCAUAUGAGUGAAAUGUUUGCAUUUCAUGCUACCAUGAUGUCUAAUACUCUCGGGACUUCUAUUGUAGUCUUCACUAGAACUGGAUUUAUGGCCAUCCUGCUGAGCCAUUAUCGGCCUUCUGGGACAAUAUUCGCAUUCACAAACGAUAAGAGGGUACAACAAAGGCUUGCAUUGUACCAAGGUGUAUGCCCACUGUAUAUGAAGUUCUCUGAUGAUGCAGAGAAGACAUUCUCAGAUGCUUUAACAUUUCUGCAAAAACAGGGAAUGGUGAAGGAAGGGGACGAUAUUGCUAUUGUGCAAAGCGGAAAGCAGCCCAUUUGGCGAUCUCCUUCAACCCACAAUAUUCAGGUUAGAACCGUUUAGAGAUAAGAACGACAGUCAUGCUUCCAUCCUACAUUUACGCAGGGGCAAAAAAUGGACGAUCUGGAGUUCCCGAGUUUACAACAUAUUUUAGGUAGUAGAAGCAAUGUGAUGCAUACAUCAAAAAUAACGUGCUGCUGUUCAGCCAUGAUUAAAUCGCGCCUCUAAAUGAUGCGCUAUAUGCAAUAUCUGCACUGCAGGCACAUCCUAGUUAGAUUUAGAGUUUAGUGUUAGUUUCGACUCGGUGUUACCGGAUAGCCGAUCUUUUAGUAUCUUGGCUGUGUUUAUUCAGCCAUAUAGUUCAAAUUUGAUAGUGAUGUUUUGGAUUGUGUCCCCUAAACAGUAUUUCAGAGUUGUGUUCCCCUAGACAGUCCAUAACUGAUUCGUCUAUUCGAACUUGUGUGAUGUUUUAGAUUGCAGCAGCUAGUUUUUGGAGAGACUGUCUCUUUGAGAAAUGUAUUUUAAGCCCAACCAAUGAAAGAUUAAUGCCUACUUACCGUAAUUUUAAUGCCUA